Onthophagus taurus is the source of this 958-nucleotide messenger RNA. The record is from RefSeq and is a predicted model, not a curated record. Lineage: Eukaryota; Metazoa; Arthropoda; Insecta; Coleoptera; Scarabaeidae.
AAAAAUAAUUCUAAGCAAAAUGAUUAAAAUCGUGGUUUUCUCCUGCUUUCUUCUCUCCAUAUCUGCUCUCCAAAAAGAUACUUUACCUCGUAAAGUACCUUCUCUUGAUGGAAGAAUCAUCGGUGGGGAAUCAGUGGACAUCAAAAACUACCCUUAUCAACUUUCCCUUCAAUAUUUGGGUAGCCACAUUUGUGGUGCUUCUAUCAUUUCCGCAAAAUGGGCGGUAACUGCUGCUCAUUGCACUGACGGAUCUUCAGCAUUAUUAUUGAGUGUUCGAGCUGGUUCCUCAAUUCGUGGAUCCGGUGGUCAAGUGAUUUCGGUUAAAAAAAUCCAUCAAAAUCCCCAAUACGAUUCAUCAACGAUUGAUUACGACAUAAGUUUAUUAGAAUUGAGUUCUAAUCUUAAAUUUGAAGCUGGUGUUAAUGUCGUGGGUCUUCCAAAGGUUAAUCAACAACUUCCGGUUGGGAAAUUAUCGGUGGUGAGUGGAUGGGGAACUCUUAAGGAAGGCGGAAGUACUUCGUCGCAAUUACAAGCUGUUCGAGUUACAGUUGUUAGUAAUGAAGAGUGUAAUGCUGCUUAUGGGGGUAGAUCGAUUACUGAUAGGAUGAUGUGUGCUGGGGAAAAAGUUGGUGGAAAAGAUGCUUGUCAAGGUGAUAGUGGUGGUCCUUUAGUUGUUGAUGGGGAAUUAAUCGGGAUUGUUUCUUGGGGAUAUGGAUGCGCACGUCCAUCUUAUCCCGGUGUUUACGCAAGCGUACCAAAUUUACGCGAAUUUAUUUCGAAAGUAUCUGGAAUUUAAAAGAACAUUAAACUCCGAAUUAACGUUUUAAUGAAUUAAGUAGAAUAGUUUAUAAGUUAAAAAGAAAAUCAAGAAACAUUGUUACGUUGACUUUGUAUUAAUUUGUAUUGCUUAUUUUAGUUGUAUAUUUAGUUGUUAUAGUAGAAUAAAUUUAGAAACAAA